Molecule: messenger RNA, 525 nt
Organism: Penicillium roqueforti
Lineage: Eukaryota; Fungi; Ascomycota; Eurotiomycetes; Eurotiales; Aspergillaceae
Exons: 7
Coding region: 1-525 (174 amino acids)
Source: RefSeq, a predicted model, not a curated record
AUGUCUCAGAAAAGAAAGACUCCCGCCACUGCCCCCAGCGCCUCCAGCGCUCCCAGUGCUCCCAGCGUCUCCAAUGGCCCCAAUGCCCCUACCACUCGCCCCCGAGGAGGAAAAAAGAUCAGAGCAAUACUUUCGAGGGAGAAAGCCGCCAAAGAGCUUAAAGACGCCCUCGCCUCUGCUGCGAGCGCUGGUUCUGCUGCCGGCACUGGAGAAUCCUCCACUGCUCCUCCUGUCGCCUCCCCUUCGACCGACUCCCAUACUGUUGCCUCGCAGGCACCUCCCCCGGCCAUCACUACUCCAGUAGUAGAUCCUCCUGCCGUGUCCCCCUCCAUGCCCAGCACCACUAGUGCAGUAGUCCCCACGGUGGGAGCUGCCUACCGUAUCACUCCUGCUUCGUUGGUCCCCGGGUUGGAAUUAACGAACGAGGAAGUAGAAGACCUGUCUGGGUAUUUACCCAGUGUUAUUGCUACCUUCAUCCAGGACCGUAGGGUUACCUUGGAGGUACCCUGGGAUUUGUGGGCCUAG